Messenger RNA from Chironomus riparius, 2430 nucleotides. The record is from the annotation of a GenBank genome assembly. NCBI's taxonomy places the organism in Eukaryota, Metazoa, Arthropoda, Insecta, Diptera, Chironomidae.
AUGGCAUAUAGAUUAUUGUCAACAACGUGUAAUAGGCGGAUAGAGAAGGCACUUUUGACAUGUUAUAAGAAAAAUCAAUCAUCAAUAGAUUUAAAGCUUAAACAUGAUUUAGCAUUUCUCGUAAGAAAUGGAAAUAAAACGUCCUUAUUUGAAGCAUUUUUAAAUGAAGUAAGAAUUCUGAUGUCAAGUGAUGGUCCGAAAGGUUUUGAUAAAUUUUUCAAACCACCAAAAUCGACUCAAUCGGCAUCAAGUGAUCAACAGACCAAUGAAAAAUCCAGUGAAAAGCCAGCUGAUUCGUCCAGUAAGCCACCAACAUCAAAACCAUCGUCAUCAGCUAGCAGUAGCAAUAAAUCAACACCAGAUUGGAAUCUUGGAAUGUUCAGUCCAACACCUUCAAAAGGUAGUCAAAAUCAAGGACAAGGACGUCCAAUUCCUCCUGGUAAUGAGCAGAAUCCUGAUCAGAACAAAAUGAUUUUCUAUGCUGCUAUGGGUUUUGUUGCUUUAAUUGGCGCUCUCAUGUACUUUGAGUUAGGCUAUAAAGAGAUUUCAUGGAAAGAUUUUAUAAACAAUUAUCUUGGCCGUGGAAUAGUUGAAAGACUAGAAGUUGUAAACAAAAAGUGGGUCCGAGUGAAGCUUGCGCCUGGAAACUCGACUGAUGGUGUUCUAUGGUUUAAUAUUGGCAGUGUCGAUUCGUUCGAAAGAAAUCUAGAGAAUGCACAGGCUGAUCUUAAUGUUGAGCCUGUUAAUUAUAUUCCAGUAAUUUAUAAAACCGAAAUUGAAGCAUCAAGUUUGACUGGUUUGUUGCCAACAAUUUUAAUCAUAGGAUUCUUAAUUUAUAUGAUGAGAAGAUCUGCCGAUAUGAUGGGCGGUGGACGAGGAAAGAAAGGAGGUGGAUUAUUUGGUGGUGUAAUGCAGUCAACUGCUAAAUUCAUCAAUCCAAGCGAAAUUGGAGUGAAGUUUUCUGAUGUGGCUGGAUGUGAGGAGGCUAAAAUUGAAAUUAUGGAGUUUGUAAACUUUUUAAAGAAUCCACAGCAAUAUAUUGAUUUAGGAGCAAAAAUUCCGAAAGGAGCACUGUUGACUGGACCACCUGGAACUGGUAAAACUCUUUUGGCUAAAGCAACGGCUGGAGAAGCAAAUGUUCCUUUUAUUACUGUUUCUGGUUCCGAAUUCUUGGAAAUGUUUGUUGGUGUUGGUCCAUCUCGUGUUCGUGACAUGUUUGCAAUGGCUAGAAAGCAAGCUCCAUGCAUUUUAUUCAUUGAUGAAAUCGAUGCUGUUGGCAGAAAACGUGGAGGAAAAUCCUUCGGUGGACAUUCUGAGCAGGAAAAUACAUUAAAUCAGUUGCUAGUCGAAAUGGAUGGCUUCAAUACCAGUACAAAUGUUGUUGUUUUAGCUGCUACAAAUCGUGUUGAUAUUCUUGACAAAGCACUUUUGAGACCUGGACGUUUUGAUCGUCAAAUCUUUGUUCCAGUGCCUGACAUUAAAGGAAGAGCAUCAAUCUUUAAGGUCCAUUUGUCAAAUUUAAAAACAGAUUUAGAUAAAAUUGAAUUAUCAAGAAAAAUGGCAGCUUUAACCCCUGGAUUUUCUGGGGCUGAUAUUGCUAAUGUUUGUAAUGAAGCUGCUUUAAUUGCUGCACGAGACCUCAACACAUCAAUUGUAUUGAAACAUUUUGAACAAGCUAUUGAAAGAGUUAUUGCUGGAAUGGAAAAGAAAACAAAUGUUUUGUCACCAGAUGAAAAGAAAACAGUUGCUUAUCAUGAAGCUGGACAUGCUGUUUGUGGAUGGUACUUGGAAUAUGCAGAUCCAUUAUUGAAAGUUUCAAUUAUUCCAAGAGGUAAAGGUUUGGGCUAUGCUCAAUAUCUUCCAAAAGAUCAAUAUUUAUUGUCUAAGGAACAACUUUAUGAUCGAAUGUGUAUGACACUUGGUGGACGUGUUGCAGAAGAAUUAUUUUUCGGACGUAUCACAACUGGUGCUCAAGAUGAUCUUAAGAAAAUUACAGAAAGUGCUUAUGCACAAAUCGUCCGAUAUGGAAUGAAUGAUAAGGUUGGAAAUGUCAGUUUUGAUAUGUCACAGCCUGGCGAUCCAAUGUUUAGUAAACCAUAUUCUGAACAAACAGCACAAAUAAUUGAUGAAGAAGCAAGAGCGAUGAUCACAGAAGCUCAUAAGAGAACAACAGAGCUCCUGACAGCUAAGAAAGUUGAAGUCGAAAAAGUGGCAGAAAGACUUUUAAAAAAUGAGACUUUAAGUCGCGAUGAUAUGAUUGAAAUUUUAGGAAAACGACCAUUUAUUGAGAAAUCAACAUAUGAGGAAUUCGUUGAAGGAACUGGAAGCUUUGAGGAGGAUACAACACUUCCAUCGGGUCUCGAAAGUUGGAAUAAGGAACGUGAGAAACCUGAAACAAAUACAAAAGAGAAUGAAAAGCCAGCAAAAUAG